Messenger RNA from Myxocyprinus asiaticus (Chinese sucker), 3302 nucleotides. RefSeq names its product RING finger protein 11-like. Bases 416 to 880 code for a protein of 154 amino acids. NCBI's taxonomy places the organism in Eukaryota, Metazoa, Chordata, Actinopteri, Cypriniformes, Catostomidae. The transcript is spliced from 3 exons. The record is from RefSeq and is a predicted model, not a curated record.
AACAUUGCCUGAGCCGCCAUUGAGAGCGAGCGCAUAAUUGAUAUGGUGGAAAAUAUCAGUUGAAGGGUAACUAGUGUUUACAUCAGAGCCUAGAGACAAAAACAUCAAUACUUAGUAAGGUUUUUAGGCGAAUAAACGAAGUUUAGAUUGUGUAUGUAUAUAAAAACAUCGUUUGAUAGCCGUUUAUGCGCUGCACGCAGUUGACACUUUUUGGUCAGGUUCUUUUUUGUGUCGACAAUGGUUUGUUUUUCUCUGUCAGGAUCUCUCCUGUGACUUUGAUCGGAUCGUUUUAAAUGAAUAGUAGAGUUGUAAUCGCCCAGCCUUGAACGACGGAAGUCUGGUUCGUUGAUUAAAGGUGGAAAGGAGAGGAUAGGCAGGAUUUCAACCUUUAGACAACAAGGAGUUCGGAAAGGAGAUGGGAAAUUGUCUGAAAUCUCCCACUUCGGAUGAUAUCUCCUUGCUUCAUGAAUCCCAGUCAGACAGGGCCAGUUUCGGUGACGCCAACGAUCUGGAUCAGGAACCACCACCUCCAUAUCAGGAGCAGAUCCAUGUGCCGGUGUACCACCCGACUCCCAGCCAAGCCCGGCUUGCGACCCAACUGACUGAAGAGGAGCAGGUGCGUAUUGCUCAGAGGAUCGGCCUCAUUCAACACCUGCCCAAAGGAGUCUAUGAUCCAGGCAGUGACGGCACCGAGAAGAAGAUUCGAGAGUGUGUAAUCUGCAUGAUGGACUUUGUGUAUGGAGACCCCAUCCGGUUCCUCCCCUGUAUGCACAUCUACCACCUGGACUGCAUAGAUGAUUGGCUGAUGAGGUCCUUCACAUGUCCCUCCUGUAUGGAGCCUGUAGAUGCUGCCUUGCUCUCAUCCUAUGAAACUAACUGACUACUGCCUGCGCUGAUACCCACCCCACACACACACACACACACAGAAUUAGCCUUUGAGUCCUGUCCUCACAUUGCCCCUUUGUGCUCAGAGACAACCUGUCCGCCCAAAUGGGGGCAUGGGAUGGAGGAGGACCUAAGAAGCCACACUGAUGGUUUAAUCUCUUCUGCGUUGUCCUGCUGGACCGGGAAACCUGCAGGAGCUGUUUUGCACCCUUAUGACUUUAUCAUAUGAUUCCUUAGUCUUCAAACAAUGCCCAGACAAACCAGUCAUGCACCAUUCCAUUGUUGCAACACUUACACUGGAAGGAGACAAACCAUCAAGAAACAAAUUUGUGGACUAUUUAAAAAAACAACAAAAUACAAAAAAGUUCAACAUUCAAUCUCUAUUUAUUUCAGUGUCUCAGUUUCCAUAAAUGGCUCAUCCACUUCAAAGAAAUAAGCCCAGCUGUACACACGUGCACACACACACAAACAAACACACACACACACACUAUGUGCAUGCAGGAAUCAUCGCUUGCAACUUUUAUUUAACUGUAAGUUAGCUUUUGCGUUUGUAUGUUUGUUUGUUUUAAAUUGCCCUGAAUGGGUUUGUUGGGCUGACACUUUAAAUGGGUGUUGGGCAUUGACACCGACAGCAUUUGCAGCGACAAAGUGACCAGUAGUCAUUCAUUUUCAAUGAGAGUUUUCUGGCGUCAUGUGCCUAAGUGGUCGUUGACGAUGGGACAAAGUUGAGUGAGAUCAACUUUAUUCAAAACAGCAGGGAAACCACUGUCAGUGUGAACGCUCUUAGAAAAAGAGCAUGAUGCUCUUUGUUGUAGCCAGAUGAUAACUUCCCUUUGUCAUGGACUUUAAGAAAUGAAAAAAAAAAAAAAACAUGAACAAGUGAUUUAAUCCUGUAAUUUCCUACAUUUAAAAUGUCAAACACUUGGUGAUCACAGCACUCACACGUUGGUUAAACUGAAUUGCUUUGUUGUUUUUUUAUGUUGUUUUAAAAUCAUUAUUACUUUUAGUGUAACAGCAAAACUGAGAAAAUGAUCUACAGACAAAACCACUGAAGUCAUCGUAAACUGAAGGUAAGCCCAGAGCGUCACGUGUGAUAUUAGUAUGAUUAUAUAGAAUGUAGUGACUCACAGAAGUACACAUAUGAGUGUGCAAAACCACUUGAUCAUGUUAUUUUCACCUUCAAUGCAUUUGUGUUUUAACUUUAUUGUACAUAGUGCAAUAUACGUAUAUGUAUUUUUUGUGAUUUUUAUUCUAAUUCUGAGUACCAGAUACUUUAAAAGAAGUCUUUAUGACAUCAUAAGGGACCCAUAACCUUUGAAAAUCUGAAUCCUUCGAUUAUUUCCACUCUUUUACUGAAAAGUUAAUUGAGGUCACAGUGAGAGUGAAUCACCAAGGAUUUGGCUGAGUCAUCAGUUAAGUAAAAAUGUGCCCCCUUUUUUCUUUAGAAGUAAGUUAAAAAAGAUUUAAACAUUUUCCCAUAGACAUCUAGCUAAUUUUUUGAACAUAUUUGGGUUUUAUGACAAAAACAAGACAAUGGAUGGACAUGCAGGAAUAGCUGUACAAUAUUUAUUCAAAAGGAAAUAUUUCUUUUUGUCCACCGUUGUUUGUUGGAAUUAUGCCCAGCCCUCUGUCUCUCUCUGUAUGACUAUAAAAGAAAGCACAAGAGAGCAUAGAAAGUGUCUCUAUAUUCCUUACUAAAAUUUAAUAUAAAGAUUAAAUAUCUGAUAGAAAUUAGAACUGAAAGUGGGCAAUGUGCCAUCUCUGCUCUCGAUAUUAUCAAUGUUAGGCAUUAAAUCUGUCCCUUUUACUCAAAACAAAAGAGAAACAAGGAUCCGGUGGUUAGUGGCUGCUACUGAAGUGAAGAUUUUUCAGUUUUUCCUCGUGUGUGAAGACAUGCCUUGUGUGGUGUGACUGUGUGUAUAGUUAAUGAAGGUGGGGGUAUAUUCUUCAUAGAAAAUCCAUUGACAUUUUUUUGCUCAGUACUUUAGUUUUAGUUUUCAUCUUUGUGUGUGUGUGUGUGUGUGUCUCUCCUUACAAUGUGGAGCUCCAUUGCCUUAGACCAGACAAGGAGGUUUUUUGCUGUAUGUCCAGGGAUGAUGGGGGCUCUACACCAGCAUUGGGAGGACAGAAUGAUAAUGAGUGAGCAUUUGGACAUAAUAAUCAGGGGCCACUAGGCCCUGGAUCACGUUCACAAGACACUUCUCGCUCCUGAGAGACACGUCAUCAGUGCAAUGCUAUACAUUAAACUGAUUCUCCAUGAUGUGCAGGGAGCACAUGGACAUUAUAUAUGAUCUGUCUGUAUUUGACGUGUGUGUAAGGCUGUGAGAGUCUCCUGUUUGUGAAUAUAUAUGUAUAUAUAAAAUUAUGCAUCUUAUCUGUACUACAGGAAAAUAAUAAAUAGAAUUUAUGCUAUGAAA